CCGCGCCGCGCCGCGCCGCUUGGUACGGCCCACGGCGGCGAUCAUGGCGAUUGACGGUGGAGAACGAACUUGUGGUGUACAUGAGCUAAUCUGCAUUAGAAAAGUGUCUCCUGAAGCAAUUGGAUUCUUGUCUGCUGUUGGUGUGUUCAUUGUCCUCAUGUUGCUGCUUUUCUUAUAUAUUAAUAAGAAGAUGUGUUUUGAAAAUGUUGGUGGUUUCCCAGAUCUUGAUUCGGGAUAUGCUGCGAGGAAGAAUUCACAAGAUAAACUUUACAACUCGUACAUGACUAAAGACCAGCACGGCUCCUCAUCGGAGAGUGAUGACGAGGCCCUGGGGAAAUACCACGAGGCCCUCUCCAGAACCCAGAGUUCCAGGCUGCCCGUGGCGGAUGGCAGGCAGCAAAAGAACUACGUAUGGGAAACCAGGCAGAAAUACAGCCCCCUGUCCGCAGAAUACGAUGGGUACAGUAGUGAAGCCUCAAUAGAUGAAGCAAACUGCAUUCAGAGGAUGAGAAGAACACCUCCACUAGAUGAACUGCAGCCACCUCCCUACCAGGAUGAUAGCGGUUCUCCUCAUCUUUCAUGUACACCCUCUGAAGUUGGAGAUGGUAAAUGUGAAUUUUCCCAGUGUAGCAACAGUCCAAGGUGUUCAUAUAAGUGCCCGAGUGAGGGGAGCACAGGGCAUGAAAUAGAAAGCUUCCAUAAUAAAGGAUAUGAAGAGGAUGUUCCAAGCGAUAGCACAGCUGUCCUGAGUCCAGAGGAUAUGUCAGCGCGAGGAUCAUCUUCGCAGCUUCCUAAGCCUUUUGAUCCAGAGCCUGUAGCUAAAUACGGCACUCUGGAUGUGACUUUUGACUAUGACUCCCAGGAACAGAAGCUUCUGGUGACAGUGACGGCUGUCACAGACGUCCCAACGUACAGCAGGGCAGGUGGGAGCUCGUGGCAAGUGCACCUAGUUCUUCUUCCGAUAAAGAAGCAGAGAGCAAAAACCAGCAUCCAGCGGGGCCCCUGCCCUGUCUUCACAGAGACAUUCAAAUUUAAUCACAUCGAGUCAGAGAUGAUUGGGAAUUAUGCAGUUCGCUUCAGACUGUACAGCGUACGGCGCAUGAAGAAGGAGAGGGUUGUGGGGGAGAAGAUUUUUUACCUAACAAAAUUGAAUCUUCAAGGGAAGAUGUCAGUACCGGUGAUACUGGAGCCUUCUUACAAUGUGUCUGGCUGUGACUCGCAAAUGAGCAUGUCAGAAGUGUCCUGCAGUGAAAGUACCUCCUCGUGUCAGUCUCUGGUACAUGGCUCGGCUCCAGAAAUCCUCAUUGGCCUCCUUUAUAAUGCCACAACUGGAAGAUUAUCAGCAGAAGUGAUAAAAGGCAGCCACUUCAAAAACUUGGCAGCAAACAGACCACCCAACGGACUGUUCUGUUGUCUAAAACACUUGAUAGGUGGACAGGUUUAUAUAAUCCGAGAUACAUAUGUUAAAUUAACACUGCUGAACUCCAUGGGGCAAGAGAUGUCCAAAUGCAAAACAUCAAUCCGUCGAGGGCAGCCAAAUCCAGUGUACAAAGAAACCUUCAUUUUUCAAGUGGCCCUGUUUCAGCUCUCAGAUGUGACACUCAUACUGUCUGUAUAUAAUAAACGCAGCAUGAAGCGAAAAGAGAUGAUAGGGUGGAUUUCCUUAGGUCUCAACAGCUCAGGAGAAGAUGAACUCAAUCACUGGACUGAAAUGAAGGAAUCUAAAGGACAGCAAGUAUGUAGAUGGCAUACUUUACUCGAAUCCUAAUGGAUGGAUGGUGCAAAGUACAGUUGUGGUUUAAGGGAGUUUUGUCUUUUGAGAAAGACAACAUCUUUGAGAAGAUCAUCGUUUGGUCGCAGUCAAGAGAUUUUUUUGUGGAAGAAAGAAUUGAAAAUUGAAGUCAACAUUCCAUGUUAAAGAGUGCACAACAUGCAGAACAGAGC
Molecule: messenger RNA, 1944 nt
Organism: Nothoprocta perdicaria
Lineage: Eukaryota; Metazoa; Chordata; Aves; Tinamiformes; Tinamidae
Gene: SYT14
Product: synaptotagmin 14
Exons: 9
Coding region: 44-1768 (574 amino acids)
Source: RefSeq, a predicted model, not a curated record